Messenger RNA from Pongo pygmaeus (Bornean orangutan), 4885 nucleotides. RefSeq names its product transmembrane protein 234 (gene TMEM234). Bases 105 to 605 code for a protein of 166 amino acids. NCBI's taxonomy places the organism in Eukaryota, Metazoa, Chordata, Mammalia, Primates, Hominidae. The record is from RefSeq and is a predicted model, not a curated record. The transcript has 15 exons.
AGGAAGGCCGCAACGUGAGUAGGACCGGAAAAAGUUUCGAGGCCACUUCCGGAUUAUGGGUCUCCGCCUCCUCGUUCCCGGAAGUAGAAGACAGCGGCGUUGCCAUGGCGGCGUCUCUGGGGCAGGUGCUGGCUCUGGUGCUGGUGGCCGCUCUAUGGGGUGGCACCCAGCCGCUGCUGAAGCGGGCCUCCGCCGCCCUGCAGCGGGUUCGUGAGCCGACCUGGGUCCGGCAGUUGCUACAGGAGAUGAAGACCCUCUUCUUGAAUACUGAGUACCUGAUGCCCUUUCUCCUCAACCAGUGUGGAUCCCUUCUCUAUUACCUCACCUUGGCAUCGACAGAUCUGACCCUGGCUGUGCCCAUCUGUAACUCUCUGGCCAUCAUCUUCACACUGAUUGUUGGGAAGGCCCUUGGAGAAGAUAUUGGUGGAAAACGAGCAGUUGCUGGCAUGGUGCUCACCGUGAUAGGAAUUUCACUCUGCAUCACAAGCUCAUGGCAGGUUCCAUGGACUGCAGAACUCCAGCUGCAUGGAAAGGGCCAGCUGCAGACUUUGAGCCAGAAAUGCAAACGGGAGGCCUCUGGGGCUCAGUCAGAGCGCUUUGGCUGAAUGAGGUGUGGAACCGAGGGGAAGAAGGUAGAGAGCUGUGAGCCCCAGCCCCACCUGACUCCAGCACAUAGCACACCUGGCGAGUAGUAGCUGUCAAUAAAUCUGUGGUAAACAGACGGAGAUUAGUAAGUAUUCUUUUAUUGUGACAAACUCGCUCCCCCGUUUGUGGCCUGUCUCCCAGGCUCAGUCAGCUACUUCUUUCUCUGGCCAGAGAAUCCCAUAAGGAAAUAGCCCCCACAGCCAGGGCUGCUCUGCUCAGAGGAAGGGAAGGCUGGGCUGUGGGUUUAGGAGCAGGAGAACAGGAAGGGCUGAGGAGGCCGCAGUGUACCCUGUGAGCCCAGCGGAGGUGCUGGCUCCUGAGGAACAAGCUGCUGGAGGCUGAGGACAAAAGGUGGCCAGAGUAGUGGUCCCCAGUUGCCCUCUGGAGCUGCUGGCUCUCAAGAUGGCAGAGCUGGGGCUGAGGCUGAGAUAGCAGCCCCAGCCCCAGGCUGGUUUUCCAGGGACAAGGCCUCUUCCACUAUCUGUGCUGCCCUCUGGAGGAGGUGGAAGGCCAUACAGAAUGGAGCCGUGAGUAUGGUCAGCCUCCAGCUCUCAGCCAGGAGGUCCCCAACCCCAAGGAAGGAAGAAACUGGAAAUUAGGAACUGCUUCCUCAUUUAACAAGGUAGGAAGUUAGGAGAUUACCUUCAAUCACAAGGGAGGAGAACUGUUCCUGGGACCCAAGGCUGCCAGUUUCCAGCUCAGAGCUCCUCCCAUCCCAACAUACUGUUUCCUGAUCCAACAGCUUACCUGAUCCAAGGGCUCCUCUGUCUGGGUGUCUUCAUCAUCUGCUACUUCCAGGGCCCCCGCUGUCUCCUUCCUUGGGUGGGGAGCUCCGUGUACUCCUAUAACUCCUAAAGAGGGGAGGCAGCAUUGGGUGAUGCCCAGGCUGAAGAGCCCUCAGCAUUCCUGCCCUGGACCUUCAUGCUAGCCCCUUUCCCUCCCCUGAACCUGGUUCUGCAUUCCCCACCACCUCCCAGGAUGGCAAGGAAGUGAGAGGUAGGCCUUUGGUCCCACCCCCAUCCCCUCUAGAUCCCACCCCUGAAGUCUCAUCGCUUUAAGCACUGCCCUUUCCAGGCGCUUCUUUUCGUGUGAUGAGGCCCUGUGAAGAAGGGACAGGAUAUACAGACGGGGGCAGCUGGAGACAGUUAUUAUGAGUGCCGGUUUUGUGUCUGAGCAUUCUGCUCCCAUGGACAUCCCCAACAACAGCAGGGACCAACCCAUGUCACUGUCAAAGGGCAGCUGAGAAGGGCCUGAGCCCCAGGGACCCCUCACCUGAUGGGAAUGAGAGUGUGGGGAGCUUGCUUCUUGGCUGAAUGGUCUGCUGGGGUCUGGCAUAGAAAGCAGAUGGCUUAAUUCGGUCUGGUUCCUUUGGAGAGGGCUGGGUUACCUGGGCCCUGUGGCCUUGGGCCUAGAGAAGGGACACUGGGCUUGGACCCUGAUUGCUGGCCAUUCUUACCUUUCCUACUCCCCAGUUCAGGCUUCAGAGAGCCCCUGACACCUGCAGGAACAUGGCAGAGGAGAUGCUGUCUGUCUUCACAAACUACGUCCUCCCUCCUUGCUGCCUCUUCCCACCAGCCUGACUUAUCCAGGGACGGAGCAGUAGCUUGACAUGGUGGAGCGUGCCCAUAAUCCCAGCUACUCAGGAGGCUAAGGCAGGAGAAUUGCUUGAACCGGGACCUGGGAGGCGGAGGUUGCAGUGAGCCAAGAUCCUGCCACUGCACUCCAGCCUGGACUACAGAGCAAGACCCCGUCUCAAAAAAAAAAGAAAAAAGGAAAAAGAGAGGAUGCAGUGAAAUAAGCCACAGCUGAAGCCAGUGACGAGGCUCUCUUUGGGGACUUUUGGGUCCUCCCAGUCCCCAUACUCACUUGUACACAGCCCCACUCUGCAACUUGACCUUCUCAGUCAGGAGCUUCAACACAGUUUCCCAGUCCUGGCUGGCAGCCUGGGACAGCUUCAGACUAAAUGGGGGACUUACCAGGUCCCCAUUCCUGAACACACUGAGACAAAAAGCCUGCAUGCUGGACUUCUACAUUCCCAACAGUAACCAGAGGCUCCUGGAACAAACCCAACACCAUUUUCUUGGUCUUACUAAAACAAACAUCGACACCCCUGCUCCCCCACACUGGCACUCACUGGAUAUAGCUGGGAGCACCUGCAGGCAGCUGCCGUCCAAUGACCCCAUCACACAAGUGGCGAGUCACGGGAGGACCCUGAAACCCAAGUCAGGCCUCCAAAUCAGGAGAGUUGGGGCCUUUGGUUAGGGGUGGGUCCAUCCAAGGUGUGGAGUGAGGGGGCUGGAACCAGACUGGGGCAGGAAGGGGGCGAGGACGAGUAAGACAGGUCACACCUUUCACCAAAAGGUGCUUCAAUGUUCCCGAAGUCACAUUCUAACCACCCCCUUUCCCAAUCUGUGUUUCACAGCUUCCUCUUUCCUUUGGGGACCCCAGUGUGGAAAUAAAGGCUGCAACAGAAGCAAGAAAUAGUGUCUUGAAAUCCCACACCCCAGGAAAGAUAGUAGCUGGCUCCAAAGUACCCCCCUCCAUGGAACUGGCAGAUCCUGCUGCUUCCCUGGCUUCCCAGACAAAAUUGGGGGCAGUUCCAGGAGGAGUGGGAAGACAGAGGGGCUGGGGCACAGGUUCCCCGGGACUCACUUGUAAUCUGCAGCUCUUCCCACCUGGGUCCUUCCCUCCAUGGGGUAAAUAGCUGAAAGGAUAGAUAGGUCACAGGUCAUCUUGUGGAGACCGAGGCCUCAAUAGCCUGGCAGAUGUCAGUGUUGGGUUGGGGCGCAGCUCACCAGAUAUCCCUCCCCAUGGAGUAGUGGCAAUCAUCUCAGUCCAGAAACAAGAUAUUGGCAGCUGAACCUGCCCUAGGACCCCUUGAGUGCUCAAGUGCUGUCUGGUAAGCAACCUCAGCUGAGAGCUAAGAGUAGGACCUGGAAGCCAGACAUGAGUCAGAGACUCAGGCUGUUUGACCAGCCCCAGCCCACUCACUGGAGCUUGUGGAAUCGUUCAAAUCCAGCGGCCACAUACUGCCCUCUGUUCUUCAAGUCUGCCAGGCUGGUGACAGGGUGGCCAUGACAAGGUGUGUUCUACCUCUGGGAGGAAUCGCGGCCUGGGAAUGCGGCCCUCGGUCCACUGAAGCGUGCCCAGGUCGCCCUCGACCUCUCGUACAAUCGCCUCAUACUCAGCUCGCAGGCUCUGGAACUGGCGUCGGACCAAGAAGCCCCGGACGCAGGCCUGGUAUGCAGAACGAGAGGAAAGAAGUCCCUUAUCACGGGAAAAAUCCUGUGAACCCCGCGCCCGCCCCAGCACCUGCAAUGCAGACACCUUCCGAACCAGCAGCUCUGGCUCCAUGGGCGCCAACGGCCAGGCCCGCCCGCGCGCCUGCGAAGUACGUCAUUGGUCGGCGUCGCUCCUGAGCAUGCGCAGGCGUGGGCUCUGCCCCCGCCGUUCCCACGGCAACCUCCUACCGUCCAGGGUAGAGGCGUCCUCGCGACAGGCGUACCUGCGUCUCCCCAGCCCCCGACUCCCCCUCCCGCAGCCGCAAGGGGCACUCCAAUCCCGCAGGCGGGACCUCCAUAACCGAAGGCACGCGGCGCUGGGCUGUCUCCGCGGAGGCCGGGAGAAAAGGCGCAAGGAGGGGAAGCAUGACACGGAGCCGCUUGCCUUCUUUCUGGUUUAAUUCCAUUCAACGCCCCCCUCCCCCAUAGCACCUGGGGGGCCGCAGAACACCCGCCCGAGUCCGUAAAAAGUCACAGUUUGAAGAGAAUGAGAGGGGCAGCGUGGGCCUGCGUGGGACGCCUACGCAGCGGACUGCUCCUCAGGCUCGGCGUUCUCGGCCAGGUGCAGCUUCUGGCUGUGCCCGUCAAGGAUCGUGGCGCUUUGGACCAGUCCUUCCUCCCACCCCGGUCUCCCAUCUUGCACAGGCUUAGUUUCCUCACCUGUGCAAAGGGCCGGGGACGAGGGUCUCGGGCCGUCUGUGGACUGAGGUUGCAGUCCGCGCCUGCCCUCUCUCAUCCCCUCUCUCUUCAUCCAGAUCGUGCAGGUCAGACACACUGGGGUGUAUGCGCACGCACUCGCGCUGUUUCUGACUGAGGACCAGGUGAGGUGGUAGUGUAAAUUAGUAAAAAUAAUUGUUCAAUGCUGAAAGGAUAGGAGGACAUCGGACAAGCUUUGCCAUGAUUGAUGUCAGCUAAAGUACUCACAAAGAUUUUGAUCAGUAGUAAAACAUCCCCUACAA